Messenger RNA from Drosophila mojavensis, 2978 nucleotides. Its product is annotated as protein SERAC1. The transcript has 5 exons. The coding region runs from base 328 to 2694 and encodes 788 amino acids. The record is from RefSeq and is a predicted model, not a curated record. NCBI's taxonomy places the organism in Eukaryota, Metazoa, Arthropoda, Insecta, Diptera, Drosophilidae.
AAACAGUCAUUCAACAAUUUGAAGCACAACACAAAAGUUCAAGAAAGGAAAACUCUAGACCCCAAAGGGGUCGCUUAUUAAUUAAUACACUUAUUAAUUAAUACAAAACUUAGAAAAAGAAAUAAAAAAACAACAAUACAAUUUGAGUAAAAGUGAAAAAGUGAUAAGUUCGAAGUCUGAGGCAACAAUCUAAAUUUAAAUUGUGAUUGUGAGAAGUAAAAAAAAAAAAAAAAAAAAAAAUAACAUAGUAAACUUUUGGCAGCUACUUGACAAAUUUUACUAGUGAGUUCGCCAGGCUACACAAACACAAUCGAAAUACAGCAGGCAAUGUCAUUAGAGGAUAUUAAAGCAACAUUACGCCGUUUUCCAAAGCUACUUGGGGGUUUUGGCAUAUUGACCACUGCCGGCAUCAUUCUAUACGAGUCACCUCAAAUCCGUAAAUAUUUAUCGCAAUAUGUGGAAAAGAAGCAACAAGAGCCAGACAAGCGUCGCACUGAAUAUAUUUACAUUAAGUAUCAUAUUUAUCGGGAAUCCAUGCGCAAGUUGCAACAGAAACAGGAGGACGAGAAGAAGUGGAUAAGCGUGAUCAUCAAUCCCAUUGGCAAAUGGUGGAAGGCAGCGAAGCAUUCGGUUGCAUGGCGUCUGCUGAACAUUGCUCAAAACGGCAGCCAGGCAGAGCGCUUGAAGGCCGUGCAACAGCUAAUCUGUAUGGAUCACCUGAAGGAUUGGGAUUUCCGGCACUUGGCACAGAUCUGUGAUGCACGUACAUCUGUCUCUCUGGCCCGUUGCGGCGCCGAUAUGCGUUGGUUUAUGCCACUGCCGAGGCGUGGCUGCAUCCGUAAUCCCAAAUUGUUGCUCAGUGACCUGCACAGUAUGCUCGAUCGGUUGCGUCCCAUGUCCUGUGUGGAUCACUUCUUCAGUAAAUACUUUCCCAAUCAGGCUCAUGUGAACGAUGACAGUGAAUUUUUAACACAGGACCAAAUCAUUUCACUUUCCGUGUUGGACACAGAUUUGAUGAAGGAAAUCAUCUCAUUUUUGCAUCACAUCACAAAGGAUACCAAAGUUGCGGCAAAGAUUAUACACGAGGGCGGCCUAAUGCAUUUAAUGGAACUGCGCAAGAUUUUCGCCGAUGACAAUGAAACGCUUUCUACACUGUGCAAAGUUCUAGCUAAUUUAUCCCUAGUUGAAGACGCAGUGGAACAUUUCUUUGUGUCUGGCUGGGUGGGUGCGUUGGCUGAGUGGCAACAGUGCCCCGAUUUGCGUCUACAGGUCAUAUCGGCCAAGACAAUGGCCAAUCUGGAUCACGAUGAUCCCAAUCAGUUCACAUACCCGCCCAAUGUAUAUCCAUUGCAUCCGCGCGUGCGCACACGACGCAAGCCCAAGGCGGAUAUUGUAUUCAUUCAUGGAUUAUUAGGUGGCGUUUUCAUUACGUGGCGUCAACGCGAUCGUAAGCCCACCGAAUUAGGGCUCUAUGGGAAGAACGCCUUUUACACCAGCGAAACAGAUGAUGUAUUUCUUGUGGGCGAACAGAAGAGGAAUGGAAGUAGAUCACAGUACAACAAACAGCAGGGCAGACCUUUAAUACCGGCACAAAUACAGCCCGAUCCAAAUAAGCACAAUCUUAAAACGAAAGAGGCUCUGCUUAAGGCGAGCAAAAAGAAGGUUGAGGAUACACAUUUAAACAUCAGCGAUACGGCUACCAAAGAGUUUAUGGAAACUCUAUGCAGUGAAGCUGAGCUGGAUUCGGACUGGGAAGUGGUGCAUCCGGAUGUACCACUGGAAGCUAACGAGAAUUGUCGUGGCAAUUUUAGUGUCUCAGGCAAUGAAUGGACUAAUCAGGAUAGUAGCGAAGAGUAUACAAAUUGUUGGCCCAUGGAAUGGCUGCCAGAUGAUUAUCCCGAUUCAAGAAUCAUUGGCAUUGACUAUACGUCCGCAGUGACCGAAUGGUCGGCCAACUUUACCAAGUAUUGUCCGUGUGAGAAGGGCCAGGGUCAUAUUGAUGUUCGGGCCAGCUCGCUGUUGGAACGCAUUGCCACCGCCGAUGUGGGCAAUGGACGGCCUGUGGUCUGGAUAGGCCAUUCCAUGGGAGGACUGCUUACUAAGCUAAUAUUGCUAAAAUCUGUGGAUUCUGUGGAAAAGAAUGUGCAACAGCUAGCCAAGAAUACGCAAGCAAUUGUAUUUCUGGGUACUCCGCAUCGCGGCUCACCUAUUGCUAAAUGGAAACAGCAUAUGCAAGUGAUUUUGUCGCCAUCAAUUGAGGUUAAGGAAAUGGAAGAGAAUGCACCAAAAUUGCUGGAGAUGCAUCGUCGGUUCAUGGGUUGUCUGCACACCGUUCUGCGUCACGUGAAUGUCCUUAGUGUGGCCGAAGGAUCGCCCACAAUGUUGACCACAUUUAAGUUCCCGUUGCGCAUUGUCACGGAGGAAUCGUCACGUAUUGAUUUCGGUGAAUUCUUUUUGCUCAAAGAUGAUCAUCUUAGCUUGUCCAAGCCGAUCUAUCGCCAAUCGUUUCUCUAUCAGCGCCUUCUUCACGUCAUAAGCGAGGCCAUCAAACAGAGCUCCGAUCCAAAGGAUACAGAUGAGCAAUCUGUGCCUAAUACUGAUCUGCUCACCAUGAAUAUUAUCGCUGUCGUGCUUAAGGGCGCCAAGGGUCUAUUCGAAAUGCUGCCACGCGUAGCCCUGCGCUUCACAACCUAAAAAGCAAAUCCAAACCGACUCAGUACAUAGCGAAAUAUUCACAUUCACACGCUAAUCACGCUUGUACCUUGAUUAUGCAAUGCAUCCCAGCUAGGAAUUUGUUUGUAGUUUAUCGAAUUCAAUAGUAUUUCUCAUUAGUUCGACUUUAGCACCUGAACGUGUGUUCAUAAUGUGUGUAUAUUUACAUUAAUAUAGGAAACGACUGGAAAAUCUUUAUUUACGAAUAUUAAUUUAUAUCUUAUUAGUUUGCUUAAGGAAAGAAAAUAAAUAAAAUUAUAAAUCAA